GGGCCUCGGGAGGGGGCGCCCGAUCCCAGGUCUCUGCGCAGCUUCCCGGGAAGUUUCAAGUUUGAAAGUCCUGGCGGAGAGGCCGGGGCUUCCGGAACCAAGGGGCGGAGAGAAGGGGCCGAGCGGCGCCAUGGAGGAGGGGGCGAGGCGGCAGGCUGGGCCUGGCCCUCGGCCCCUAGAGGAUGAGAAGGAGGUGAUCCGCCGGGCCAUCCAGAAGGAGCUGAAAAUCAAGGAGGGCAUGGAGAACCUGCGCAGUGUAGCCACAGACCGCCGCCACCUGGGCCACGUGCAGCAGCUGCUGCAAUCCUCCAACCGCCGCCUGGAGCAGCUGCACAGCGAGCUGCGGGAGCUGCACGCCCGCAUCCUGCUGCCCGGCCUGGCGGAGCCUGUGGCCUCAGGACCCCGGCUGCGGGCAGAGCAGUCCAAGGCUCGGCACUUGGAGGCCCUUCGGAGGCAGCUGCAGGUGGAGCUGAAGGUGAAGCAGGGGGCCGAGAACAUGACCCACACAUAUGCCAGUGGCACCCCCAAGGAGAGAAAGCUCCUGGCUGCUGCCCAGCAGAUGCUGCGGGAUUCCCAGCUGAAGGUAGCCCUGCUCCGCAUGAAGAUCAGCAGCCUGGAGGCCAGUGGGUCCCCUGAGCCAGGCCCUGAGCUGCUGGCCGAGGAGCUGCAGCACCGGCUACACAUCGAGGCUGCAGUGGCCGAGGGUGCCAAGAACGUGGUGAAGCUGCUUGGUGGCCGGAGGACACAGGACCGCAAGGCCCUGGCUGAGGCCCAGGCCCAGCUCCAGGAAUCCUCACAGAAGCUGGACCUGCUCCGGCUGGCCUUAGAUCAGCUGCUGGAGAGCCUACCACCUGCCCAUCCUCUGCGUGGCAGGGUGGCCCGGAAGCUGCGAGUGGCAGUGCUUGGGAACACACAGCCUGCUGGGACACUUGUGAAGCCCACGGCCCUGACAGGGACACUGCAGGUCCACCUCCUGGGCUGUGAGAAGCCUCUGGCAGUCGUUCCCGGACGCUCUCCAGUGGCCGCACUGGCUGGCAGCCCCUCCGAGGGCUGGCUUUGGGCCAGGGCCAGGCAGCAGCGCAGCGGAGGCGAGCUGUCCAGUGAGCUGCUGGCUGUGCUGAAGGUGGACAACCGUGCUGUGGGCCAGACAGGCUGGGGUCAGGUGGCCGAGCGGUGCUGGGACCAGACGUUUGCCAUUCCCCUGGAGCGAGCCCGGGAGCUGGAGAUUGGGGUGCACUGGCGCGACUGGCGGCAGCUGUGUGGCGUGGCCUUCUUGAGGCUCGAGGACUUCCUGGACAAUGCUUGCCACCAGCUGUCCCUCAGCCUGGUGCCACAGGGCCGGCUCUUUGUCCAGGUGACCUUCUGUGACCCUGUCCUUGAGAGGCGGCCCCGGCUGCAGAGGCAAAAACGCGUUUUCUCUAAACGCCGAGGCCAGGACUUCCUGAGGGCUUCGCAGAUGAACCUCAGCAUGGCGGCCUGGGGGCGCCUGGUCAUGAGCCUGCUGCCCCCCUGCAGCUCGCCGAGCACCACCAGCCCCCCCAAAGGGUGCUCUCAGACCCCAACUGCACCCCGUGGGGCCUUUGAGCCUCCGUCCCCCAGUACUCUGCCCAAGAAGACCCCCUUGGGAGAAGAGAUCCAGCCCCCGCCCAAGCCCCCACGCCUCUUCCUGGCUCAGGAGGAGACACCGCGCACCAAACGCCCCCACAUGGAGCCGAGACCUGGACUCGUGCCCGCCCCGCCACCCUCUCCCGCCAGGAGACCGCCCCGGCUUCAGGACUUCCGCUGCUUGGCCGUGCUGGGCCGGGGACACUUCGGAAAGGUCCUCCUGGUCCAGUUCAAGGGGACAGGGAAAUACUAUGCCAUCAAGGCGCUGAAGAAGCAAGAGGUGCUGAGCCGGGACGAGGUGGAGAGCCUGUACUGUGAGAAGCGGAUUCUGGAGGCAGUGGGCCGCACAGGGCACCCUUUCCUGCUCUCCCUCCUUGCCUGCUUCCACACCUCCAGCCACGCCUGCUUCGUGACCGAGUUUGUGCAAGGCGGUGACCUCAUGAUGCAGAUCCACGAGGAUGUUUUCCCUGAGCCCCAGGCCCGCUUCUACCUGGCCUGUGUGGUCCUAGGGCUGCAGUUCCUACACGAGAAGAAGAUCAUUUACAGGGACCUGAAAUUGGAUAAUCUCCUGCUUGACGCCCAGGGCUUUCUGAAGAUUGCAGACUUCGGGCUGUGCAAAGAAGGGAUUGGCUUUGGGGACCGGACGAGCACCUUCUGCGGUACCCCGGAGUUCCUGGCCCCCGAGGUGCUGACGCAGGAGACAUACACGCGGGCCGUGGACUGGUGGGGGCUGGGUGUGCUGCUCUAUGAGAUGCUGGUGGGCGAGUGCCCGUUCCCAGGGGACACAGAAGAGGAGGUGUUCGACUGCAUCGUCAACACAGACGCCCCAUACCCCCACUUUCUGUCAGUGCAAGCCCUUGAGCUCAUUCAGAAGCUCCUCCAGAAGUGCCCGGAGCAGCGCCUGGGUGCUGGUCACCGACUGGCAGGCCCUGCUGGCCCGUGCUGUGCAGCCCCCCUUCGUGCCCACCCUCUGCGGCCCCGCAGACCUGCGCUACUUCGAGGGCGAGUUCACAGGGCUGCUGCCCGCCCUGACUCCGCCCGGCCCACGAAGCCCCCUUAGUGCCCAUCAACAGGCCGCCUUCCAGGACUUUGACUUUGUGUCCGAGCGCUUCCUGCAGCCCUGAGGCCGUGGCCAGGCCUGGUCCGGACCCUAAGAACCCACAGGUGCCUGUGUGUGCCCUGCCCAGCAGCGUGGCUCUCCAAUAUGGAGGAGCCCAUGAGACUCAAGCUAGUGACCAGUGGGCUGCUGCGUGGGCUUUGCUCUGUCACUGGGCAGAGUGCCCCCUUCCUGCCUCCCACCCCUCCUUGCCUCCCAGCAAGAGCCAGACCAGAAAGGGCGGUGCAGUGAGGAGUGGCUUAGUUUGUCUUUUUAAUACUUGACUGGCUCUGUGGAUUAUUAAAUGUAUAAAACUGCA
This is a messenger RNA of Heterocephalus glaber (naked mole-rat), 3020 nucleotides long. Lineage: Eukaryota; Metazoa; Chordata; Mammalia; Rodentia; Bathyergidae. The record is from RefSeq and is a predicted model, not a curated record.